CCAGAUGCUGAAAUUAAUUCUAACUCCUUUCGUCCACUGAAUUAAACCAUCUUAUCCGUGUAUUACUCCUCAAACGUAGAUGGUUACAGCAUUUAUAAAAACAUUUCCUGUCCGCUCACCGGAAGUCGUUUGUAGUCUUCCUGAGUCACGUGAUUAUUCUCUUCAAAGUCCUUCAGUGUAAAGUCUCAAGAAUUCGUUCGCUUUUUUAACUUAAUAUCGCGGCUUUAAUCGCCAAACUAAUGGAUGUCGCCAGUGAGGAAGAGAGCUUGUGAUGAACGUCUUUCCAUCCUGACCACUUCUCUGGAACUCAUGACCAGCAGGCUGCCAACCAGACCAGUGUUGUGAUCCAACACCGGUGGCGGUGAAUAAUGUCCGCACCAGCCGACGACUCGCCCUCCGGUGAAAGCACUGGCAGGGAAGCUCUGGUCACCAAAGAGGGGCCACUGCCUACUGAGGUCCCACAGGAGGAGGUGCCCACUGUAGAGAACACACAAGGUGACUCGGUCAGCGAUGAGAAAAAGCUGCCUGCCAAAGACGAUGACGAGGGUGAGGAUGAGGUCACAGGGGAGGUCGAAGGUGAGGCCGGGGUUGAGCAGCCAGAAGUAGAGUCCAGUUCUGUGGAGGAAGGCCAGGACUCUGUGGGAUCGAUUUUCUGGCUGUCCCCAGUGGAGUCCCCGGUGGAAGUGCUCACCCCUGAACCCUCCCCGGCACCUGAGCUGGACGUCACUGCUGCCGCUGGACCCUCAACUGACCAGACCUCCACGCCUGCAUAUUACAUGGUGAAGUGGAUCACCUGGAAAGAGAAGAAAACACCCAUUGUUACACAGAGCCAGAACGGACCCUGCCCCCUGCUGGCCAUCAUGAAUACUCUCUUCCUGCGAUGGAAGGCAAGUCUUCCAGCCGAGACUGAAGUGGUGUCCUCAGAGGACCUCAUGACUCAUCUGGGAGAGUGUGUUCUGUCGGUGACCCCAAGAGAAAAGUCGGAUGGGAUGGACCUGAACUUUCAACAGAACAUCAGUGACGUCAUGGCAGUGCUUCCCAAACUGUCGACAGGCCUGGACGUCAAUGUCCGCUUCACUGGUGUGGCCGACUUCGAGUACACGCCCGAGUGUAUCGUCUUUGACCUACUGAGCAUCCCGCUUUACCACGGCUGGCUGGUGGAUCCACAGAAUCCAGAGAUGGUGGCAUCUGUGGGGACGCUGAGCUACAACCAGUUGGUGGAAAAGAUCAUUCACUGCAAACACUCUGAAGACAGCAGUCUGGUCAGUGAAGGUCUGGUGGCGGAGCAGUUCCUGGAGUCCACAGCGACACAGCUGUCAUAUCACGGCUUGUGCGAACUCAACUCGACGGCGAACGAUGAGGAGAUAUCUGUGUUCUUCAGGAACAACCACUUCAGUACCAUGAUCAAACACAAGGGCCACCUGUACCUGCUGGUGACCGACCAGGGCUUCCUGGAGCAGGAGCAGCUGGUGUGGGAGUCGCUGCACAACCUGGAGGGAGACGGCAACUUCUGUGACUGCAACUUCAGACUGUGUCACCCCCCGCAGAGGCUCUCCCCACUCAGCCCGGACCCCACGCUCCGGCAGCAGCAGAUCCAGCAGGACUACCUGGUGGCGAUGUCCCUGCAGAAGCAGCAAGAACAAGCCCCGGGCAACUUCACGGAUCUGGACCUGGCCCGGCAGCUCCAGCAGGAGGAGUACUUACAGCAGCAGCAGCAGCCGCCGCCGCCGCAGCAGCAGCAGCAGCAGAGCUCCUCGCAGCAGGCCCGGCCCCCGGCGUCACACCCCCGAGGAGCCAGGACACGCGACAAGGACUCGGACUGUACCUUACUGUAGACGCGCACUCGCACAAUACUUAUGACAUCAUCAGUGAUGGACUGAACGCCGCAUCAUUCUCUUCGCUGAUGACAUCUCGUCCAUUACCAGCCUUACGUUCCUUCUUUUUAAAGGGCUAUCGCUUUGCUUCCUUUGCCGUGCUGCCAGCUCCCAUGUCACAUGACCAAAAUAAUAACAAUAAAGUAACUUAACGUAUCUUCAUGUCAAAAACCAAAGCUGCUUUAGUAUUGUCUAAAUUAUGACCAGUAGCCUCUUUUUCUUAGUGGUCAAAUAAAGACUUGACAAUAGCGGUGACUCACACCUUUACUGCUCUUUAAAACCUCUUUAAAACUGCUCUUUAAAGGUUCCGCGGCUGCUAGUUCUGCUUGCAUCUCUUGGCAGUUAGUGUUAAUUCUGUUAAUUCUGAAUUAGGGUCAAAGACUUCGGAGAAAGAAACGGUGACAUCGUGAUCCCCGAGGGCAUCUGCAGACGUGGCCGGAGCUUCUUCGUCCAGCGUCCUCUUCACGCCAGCAGAACUUCUCAGAGUGACACUAGAAGAUCAGGAACAGAUGUAAACACCUCAGACACGCCUUCCACUUGCACUAAACAAGCUCUGUUUUAAACUUGAAAUGCAUUCCACGUCAAAACUGCAAGAUCAUUUUGAAUCUGGCAUAAAUAAAGCAGUGUGGAGAUGAGUGAAGUCUCCUCUUCCUGU
Messenger RNA from Synchiropus splendidus (mandarinfish), 2529 nucleotides. It is a transcript of the gene mindy1, whose product is annotated as MINDY lysine 48 deubiquitinase 1. Gene Ontology annotation, cellular component: cytosol; cell periphery. The coding region runs from base 369 to 1835 and encodes 488 amino acids. The transcript is spliced from 12 exons. Lineage: Eukaryota; Metazoa; Chordata; Actinopteri; Syngnathiformes; Callionymidae. The record is from RefSeq and is a predicted model, not a curated record. Gene Ontology annotation, molecular function: cysteine-type deubiquitinase activity; K48-linked deubiquitinase activity; cysteine-type carboxypeptidase activity. Gene Ontology annotation, biological process: protein K48-linked deubiquitination.